Molecule: messenger RNA, 1271 nt
Organism: Phytomonas sp. Hart1
Lineage: Eukaryota; Euglenozoa; Kinetoplastea; Trypanosomatida; Trypanosomatidae
Source: the annotation of a GenBank genome assembly
GAGUUGUAUCCAAAAAUAGGUACUGUUUCUUUCCUACACAGUUAUCGACUUAUAUUAAUAAUAAAAUAAUAAUAAGGAAUUUCAGCAAUUUUAAUUGAAUAUAUAUUGGUGUCAUUUACAAAAAUAAAUAUUUUCAUAUUUGUGGUGCACAUGCGCUGUUUUCGUCAAUCCUUUUUAGUACUUGUUACGGCAGUGCGACCACUGACCUUGACUAACCGUUUCCUUGUGUCCAAUAUAAAUUCCACAUCACAGCGAUCAUCAAAAGAAGUAGAAUCAUUUGAUAAGGAUAACAUUCGGUCUGGCGAAGGUUCAAAUGCACUUCCAGGUCUCGAGCUGGCGCGCCAAGCCGUGGGGCCUAUUCAAUUUUCCUCUACUAAAAAUAAUGAAGACGAGUCAGUGUCGUCAUUUGACCCCCUAAUUUACUGGCGGGAGUACUAUUCUUUGGAACAUGCAAAACCGUAUUAUCACAACAUCCAAACGAACGAGACAACGUUUCAAAUUCCGAAAGGAUUUCCUACGCAAUUUCCUCUUUAUUACAGUAAAAAUGGUUUCAAUGUGGAUGGACAUGGUGUCGUGCAUCAUCUAUCAAAGAGCACAACAACUGAGGGUAAUGGUAAUGGAUCAAAUACACAAAAUGGUUCUUCAGGUUUGUCUCUGAGGCAGAAGCUCGCCGCUUACGGUGCUGGUGGUGUUUUGCUAUAUUUAAUCAUACAUAAUAUUAGCUUUGUUGUUGUUUUCACAUGCAUAUAUUUUUUUCAUAUGGAUCUUCCGGGGUUGGCACGUUCCUAUGGUUUUAAUAUAUCAGAUAAAAAAAAUGAUACAGUAGAAGGCAAGAAAAACGAGAGGUCACCUUUUUUGAGAACUCUAUUAUUAUCUAUUGUGCUAAACAAGAUUCUGAUUCCAUUUCAUCUCGCUCUUACUAUUGGUGCUGCACCUUUUCUAGUUCAUCGCCUGGAGCCCAUCGCGAUGCGCUUCAUUCCACGCUCCAAGUCUUUCUUUGUAAUUUCAAAGAAACCAACGAGCGUUUAGAAAAGGGGGAAAUAAGGUAUCAGUUUUCUCAAUAUUAUUGCUAAGUUACCACUCAUCGCUGUUUCGAUACCCAUGGUGAUAUACCCAGGAUCUAGGCAUGUAUGAUGCAUUUUGAAACUGCAUUCUUUCCUUUAUGCCUUUAAUUCUAAACUGGUUUAAUUAUGACCAAGCUACCAGGGUGUUCGUUAGCAAUCGGUUACAUGUAGUAUGUGCAUUUAUACGUUCCCAUAUAACUUAUUAAA